This is a messenger RNA of Drosophila miranda, 1744 nucleotides long. RefSeq names its product BTB/POZ domain-containing protein 9-like. The transcript has 3 exons. NCBI's taxonomy places the organism in Eukaryota, Metazoa, Arthropoda, Insecta, Diptera, Drosophilidae. Gene Ontology annotation, molecular function: protein binding. The record is from RefSeq and is a predicted model, not a curated record. The coding region runs from base 162 to 1424 and encodes 420 amino acids. Gene Ontology annotation, biological process: circadian behavior; adult locomotory behavior; modulation of chemical synaptic transmission.
ACACCUGAAUAAAACCAACUUGAAGAACAAACCACGGGAGGCCUAUUGAACGCGGGAGGCUUAUCAAACGUACGGCCCCAGAUUUGGAGGCGUUGCCCGGCGCGGCAAUAAUAUAUAGGACUUAAUUACAGACACGCUCCAGUUCCCGAGUUCCAGCGAAAAUGACCAGCUGCCAGGAAAGCAACGCGACCUUUUCGGCCUCCGUCACCCUUAAUAGACGGUGCUCCGAGAAUGAGAAGGAGAACGAGAACGAGUACACCACGAUCAACUUCGCCGAACGCGUUUUGAGUGUCCUGGGCAACCUCUGCAUGAACGAGCUCUACUCGGACGUGUCGUUCGUGGUGGAGGGUCAGCGCCUGCCAGCCCACUGCUUCAUUCUGGCUGCGCGCUGUGAAUACUUCCGCGCCCUGCUCUACGGGCCCUUGGCCGAGUCAAAGGAACGCCCAAUACCGCUGCUGCAGGUGCCGUUGGAGGCAUUCAAGGUAAUCCUCGGCUAUCUUUAUUCGGGCAAGCUAACAAUCUCCAAGCUGAACCUGGAUGCCAGCGUCAAAGUGCUACGUCUGGCCAAUAUGUAUUGCUUAGUGGAAGUCGAGUCAGUCAUAACGAAACAUAUGAUUCAGAAUCUGAAGACCAGCAACGUUUUAAUGGUCCUGGAUGAAUCACGCCGAUACAAUCUGAACGAAUUGGCCAAAGAGUGCCUCAAGCUCGUGGACCGCAAUUCGUCCGAUUUGCUAAAACACUAUUCAUUCCGAGUGCUGUCGAAGGAAUCCCUUGAGGAAGUGCUGAGUCGGGACACCUUCGUUGCUCCCGAAGUGGAUAUCUUUGGAGCUGUGUGUAAAUGGAGUCUGCACAAUCCGGACGUGGACAUAAAUUCGGUCGUAUCGCUCGUGCGUCUCCCGCUCAUGACGGCCGAGCACCUGUUGCGUGUGGUGCGUCCCACUGGAAUCGUCGAGCCGGAAAAACUACUCGACGCGAUCGAUAGUGGGAUCGCCCCGGUGAAUCUGCCAUACCGUGCCAUAGCGUGUCCAGGGGUGGAUGUUACCGUCUCCGAAAAGCAUCCGCACCGGUUGAUAAUCAAAGGCAAUAAGAUGUCGAUCGAGCUGAGUUGCUGGUAUAAAAUCAACACACUUCAUAUUCUGGGUACAUACGAUUACACAGUUAACGCGCUAAGUUGCGCCGCGGAGGUCUCUUGCGACAGGAUUCACUGGAAACGAGUGGGAAAUAGCACAUUUCAAGUAUCGCAGACCUGGCAGAUCAUCCGUUUCCCCGCGCAGGCGGUUCGCUUCAUUCGGAUCGUGCACCCAGAGACUGGGCGCAAAAAUUUGAUAAACUAUGUUAUGCACCUCAAAGCCAUCCUAGAGGACACUGCGCCCGAAGACAGAGAUUGGCAGUGCUUGACAGUGGAGAAUCCAGAACAGCAAUAAAUACCUAGAAUAAACAAAAAACAAUUGAGAAAACAGCAGGAAAUACUCGACGCCAUCGAUGAAGGAGUGAGCCAGAAGUAUCUGACAGAUGAAAAUGAAGUCCCCAAACUUGCAAGUUGCGGAAGGAAGAUGUGAGCUCCGGUAUAAUUCAUGGUAUAAAACUCAAAUAAAUUAACUUCCCGCCGAUAUAUAUGGAGAUAAAUAUAUGUAAAAUUAUUUGCAUGUCAAUACAGUGGUGACCUUAGGGGUCAGUUCGCUGCCCUGAUGGCAAGCAAAAGAACUUUCUUUAUUUAUUUAUUAAAAUUCCUAUAUGAACAAAA